Penicillium chermesinum is the source of this 506-nucleotide messenger RNA. RefSeq lists its product as uncharacterized. Bases 42 to 506 code for a protein of 154 amino acids. The transcript is spliced from 3 exons. The record is from RefSeq and is a predicted model, not a curated record. Lineage: Eukaryota; Fungi; Ascomycota; Eurotiomycetes; Eurotiales; Aspergillaceae.
ACUGCCACUAUCGACUUGCGAAAUUUUUCCACGCGAGUGGGAUGGGCAAAGUAAUCGAUGAGACGCUUCAUUUCAACCGAUCGCACAAGCCUAUACGCUUUCAACCAGGUGCAGAGGUGGUUGCGAAUAUGUGGGAAACUCUUUACAGAUAUUUCCCCGAGGUGCGUAAGGUUAUACGGAGCUCAGCAAUCGAUGAGAUCCAGAAUGGUCUCACGCUUCAAGGUACUAUGCACUAUGCAUUUGGACAUUUCCAAUGUACCUUUGAGCCAGUUGUCACUUUUGUUGAUCCAACCGAGCCUGAGUGGGGAUCUAAGCUCCCAAGCCGCAUAUUAUUAGACUGCCAUUAUCGGCUUACAAAACUCUUCGACGCAAGUGGGAUAGGUGAAGCGAUUGAUAAAUCACUUGACUCCUUAAAAGAGCUAAAGACCGGUUCAGUCUUAGACCGUGCCACCACUGAUGUAGGAUCUCUGAUACGAUUCUCGGUCUGGGAAUCUAACACAACUUAA